CUUGAGUUCAUGUGGGAUUGUUUGCUUUUGGCCCCCCACUUCUAGCUUAUUCCCUUCCCACCAUCAUUCCAGUUUUGGGUCAUUGGUCUUCAGUUUUGCUGAGUUGAAUGAGGCAGAGUUUGUACUUUUUGUGAUGUGAAAUUUGUCCACUUUUGGCUUUAUAACUACUCCAGGGAUCCUGACUCAAAAACUAACUUGUAGACUGAAUCCCUCAUUUUGUUUGUUUGUUUGUGAAGGAGAGAGACAGACAGAGAAGAAGCAAAGCAAGCAAAGAAGAAUCAUGAACAUGGUCCAAAACCUUAUGGACAGACUGAGACCCUUAGUGGGUUUUAAAGGCUGGGAUUUCUGUGUUCUCUGGAAGUUGAGUGAUGACCAAAGGUAUCUAGAAUGGAUGGACUGCUGUUGUGGUGGGACUGAUCAAAGUGGUGGGGAAGAGCUUCAAUUCUCUGCUCUUUCUGCAACCCUUCCUUGUAGGGAUGGCAUCUUCCACCAUCCAAGAACCAGUCCUUGUGAACUCCUUUCCCAGCUUCCUACUGCAUUGUCCCUCGACGAAUCCGGGAUUCAUGCAGAGGCUUUGAUCUCUAAUAUGGCAAGGUGGUUGAACUUCUCCAACUCUUCAGGGUCAACCCUUCUUGAGAAUUUGAAUCAAUAUGCACAGGAAACUGUUGGAACUAGAGCUUUGAUUCCUGUACCAGGUGCCCUCAUAGAGCUAUUUGUUGCUAAACAAGUUCCUGAAGACCAGGAAGUAAUAGACAUUGUAACCUCACAAUACAGCAUUCUGAUGAGUCAUCAGGAAGCAAUGGAAUCAGCAAAUUUCAUGAUGAACACUGAAGAAAAUCAUGAGCACCAGAAAGAUCAUGACCAUCACCAAAUCAUCGAUAUGAACCAAUUUCAGCCGCCACCCAUUUCUCCAGCAACAGCAUUGGAGACAUUAAACCUGUCAUCAUCCUACGACUUCUCAGCAUCAGUCGAUAGAAUCGGUGGCCUAUGUAGUAGUAGCUCUCCCAUGAACUUGCUGCAGCACUUCAGCUACACCAAUGACGAUGAGAACAGAACAGCCAAGAGCAAUGGUGGGAUGUUCUUUGAAGGUGAAGAUCAGAAUGGUGGUGGCAUUAACCCCAAGGACAACAACAACACUACCGUCCAUCACAAUCAUCAGGAAGAAGGCGAGUUUGGAGAUUCAUUACUAGCAGGAAAGGAGCAACAAGGGAACAACAACAACAAUGACAAGGACUCAAUCAAGCAAGAGAUGAAUGGGAGGUCUGAUUCGGUCUCGGAUUGCAGUGAUCAGAAUGGUGAAGAUGACCAGCAGCAGCAGUUUGGUGGGAGCAAGUUCAGGAGGAAGAAUGGGAGGCCUGAAGCCAAGAACCUUCAAGCUGAGAGAAGGAGAAGGAAGAGGCUUAAUGGCAGGCUCUAUGAUCUUAGAGCCUUGGUUCCAAUGAUCUCCGACCUGAAGAAGGCAUCUAUAAUUGGAGAUGCGAUUGAGUUCGUGAAGGAGUUGAAGAGGCAAGCCAAGGAGCUUGAAGAAGAACUUGAAGCUAACUCAGAUGAUGAAGAGCUGUCAAGAAGAAACAACAGCUGCCACAACAACGUUAACAACAACAACAUCAACAACAACAACAUCGGCAGCAGUUUUGGAGCUCAAGUUGUAUUGAACGAGACCGGAGAUGGUGUUAUUCCAAGCUCGGUGAAUGUAGUAGGGAAUCAGGAUUGGGAAACAAGCAACUGCAAUGAGAAAGGACAGCAGCAGCAGCAGCAAAUGGAAGUGCAAGUGGAAGUUGCACAAAUAGAUGGGAAUGGGUUCUUUGUGAAGGUGUUCUGUGAGCACAGGCCAGGUGGGUUUGUGAGGUUGCUAGAGGCAUUGGACUCUCUUGGGCUAGAAGUCACCAAUGCCAAUGUGACCAGCUGCAAAUCCCUUGUCUCCAAUGUCUUCAGGGUUCAGAAGAAGGACAGUGAGAUGGUUCAAGCAGACUACGUGAGGGAUUCUUUGCUGGAGCUCACAAGGGAUCCACCAUCAAGAACAUGGAGUGAAGUUCAUCAUCACCAGGUGAAAGCUGGGGAUUCUUCUGAGAAUGGCAAUGGCAUGAUGAUGAUGAUGAUGGACCAUGAUCACCUUAUUCAUGACCACCAUCACAACCAAGGACUGGUACUGCAGAAUGGCGGCGGUCAUCUGAUGAACUCCAACCAGCAUUACCUCCACCAGCUCCACGGUUGAGUAGAAAUGGCUCUGAUCAAGGGUUUGCUGGUUUUAGUUAGUUAACCAGAUGAUUGGUGACCAAAACCCUAGUGUAAUGGAUAGUUCAUAGAUAGACUGGAAUGUGGCUAGUACUGGUGACUUUGUUGAGUUUUGGAACUAACUACUUUAGGGUUUAGGUUUACCCUUUUUUUUUCUUCAUGAAGUAAUUAAUUGCUUCCUAGACAAUGUUGUACCCUGCUUAUUUGGCGCAAUCAGCCAUUGAUAUAAGGAUCAAUAUUUAAGCCGUGG
Molecule: messenger RNA, 2485 nt
Organism: Linum tenue
Lineage: Eukaryota; Viridiplantae; Streptophyta; Magnoliopsida; Malpighiales; Linaceae
Source: the annotation of a GenBank genome assembly